Phycodurus eques (leafy seadragon) is the source of this 717-nucleotide messenger RNA. RefSeq names its product Purkinje cell protein 4b (gene pcp4b). The record is from RefSeq and is a predicted model, not a curated record. Gene Ontology annotation, cellular component: cytoplasm. The transcript is spliced from 3 exons. Lineage: Eukaryota; Metazoa; Chordata; Actinopteri; Syngnathiformes; Syngnathidae. Gene Ontology annotation, molecular function: calmodulin binding; calcium ion binding. Bases 85 to 276 code for a protein of 63 amino acids.
GCGCUCGCGCGCGCGCAGAGCCACUUUCCACGGAAGCAAGAUACGCCGAAGCAAAAUACGCCGAGCUCCACCUCAAGGUGCACCAUGAGCGAGAGACAAGGUUCCGGGCCUGCAGCUGGCAACAACAAAACCUCCGGAGGACAAGAUGCUUCCAAGACGGACAUCCCGGAAGACUUCGACAUCGACAUGGAAAACCCAGAGACUGAGAAAGCGGCCGUAGCUAUCCAGUCGCAGUUCAGGAAGUUCCAGAAGAAGAAGCGGGAUGAGAAGUCUUAGUUGGCGGCCACUGUGACGACACAGUGACCUUUGCAUGAGUUAUAGCUGUUUGAACUCCGCUGGUUGUAAUGGGGUUUAGGGGACGGCGAAAGAAUGCAAUAGCCUGUGGAACAUAUGUCUGUGAAAGCUCAUGACACAUCCUAUUAUGACAGUCAGAAUUAUUAUUAAUCAGCUGCUGUAUUUAAAAGAAAAUAUGAGAACCUGUUUUUUUCUUGUAGUAUUCGUCUCAUACAUCAUGGAGUGGUAUUUGUCAUGGGAUAUGUUUUUGUUCUAGUCUCUGCCUCUCGUAGUUCCCUAAUAAAUCAGUAUUGUGUUAGUCGAUGGAACAAAAAGUGUGUUAGAGUGACGACUGUUUUAAGCAAAAUUAGUCUGCAUCCCAUUCAAGCAGAUGAUUUCACUCUACCCGCAUGUACACCGAAUGAAUAAAGACUGUUUAUGGAA